AUGUACCAAGGACCUUCAACUAGUAGUGCAGGCCAUGAUUUCGACGGUGUAGUUGUUGAACCCGUGAACGAAUCGCGGCCGCCGCCAACUCCCGACAAGGACCAUGAAGCUAGACUUCUUUGCAUAGUGGACGAUAUGUGCACUAGAGACAUUUUGGACCGUCAUUUGGGUUUUGUCACUCACAAAACCCAAGAAGAAUGUUUCGCAACGUUUUCAAAAAAAGACCUUGGCUAUUUAAAGCAACAAAAUAUGAUGUACAUCAAUGCGUGUGCUCCGUCAUCUCGUUUCACCAUCGAACGGUGUGCAAUGUUCGAGGAGGACGGAGAUGUUGGUGCGAAGGUAAUGGCCGCAAAAGAUUUGAAGAGCGGCACUGUGAUUCAUGAACUGUGUGGAAGGCUGGUGACGGUUAGAGAAUCAUUUUUGAAGCCUGGACRAAAUGAUUUUUCUGUCGUCCACAGCAACUAUAGUAAGAAGUCACAGUUAUGGUUGGGUCCCGCUGCUUACGCAAACCACGAUUGUGAAAGCAAUUGUGACAUUCACUAUCUGCGGAGCGGUGUGGCGUGCCUUCGCACCAACAGGCCAAUUCGUGUCGGUGAGGAAGUCACAGCUUACUACGGGCGACAUUUUUUUGGUGCAAAUAAUAUGCAUUGCCUUUGCACAACUUGCAAGGGAAAAUUAGAAGGUGCGUAUGCUAAUACUGAACCUCCACUAGUAGCAAGACCGUUUCUGCAAUGUGCCCAUUGUCCUGCGAGGUUUCGGUUUAAAUCGUGGUUGGUGCGUCAUCUUUCGAGGCACGUGAACAUCGAUAAGCUUUCAUGUGGGAAAUGCGGUGAGUCCUUCAGCAGAAAAUCAUCGUUGAAGAGGCACGCCGAAGGCCACGAUUCCUCCCUGAAAAAAUUUCCAUGUACACUGUGCCCAAAGUCCUUCACACGGAAAGAAGAUGUCGCUCACCAUGAAAACACCGUUCACCUUAAAUUCUCAACUCACAAUUGCAUGGAUUGUAAGUUGACAUUUAAGUCCAACAAGGAGAUGCAGUAUCACCACAAUCGUUGUCACACUGGAUUAAAACCAUUUACCUGUGAACAGUGUGAUGCGGCAUUCCACGCACCAAAUGCUUUGCAUAACCACCGGAAAAGGCGGCAUUAG
Messenger RNA from Diuraphis noxia (Russian wheat aphid), 1146 nucleotides. Its product is annotated as histone-lysine N-methyltransferase SUV420H2-like. Lineage: Eukaryota; Metazoa; Arthropoda; Insecta; Hemiptera; Aphididae. The record is from RefSeq and is a predicted model, not a curated record.